This is a messenger RNA of Pteronotus mesoamericanus, 3085 nucleotides long. It is a transcript of the gene GLCE, whose product is annotated as glucuronic acid epimerase. The record is from RefSeq and is a predicted model, not a curated record. Gene Ontology annotation, molecular function: heparosan-N-sulfate-glucuronate 5-epimerase activity. NCBI's taxonomy places the organism in Eukaryota, Metazoa, Chordata, Mammalia, Chiroptera, Mormoopidae. Gene Ontology annotation, cellular component: Golgi apparatus. The transcript is spliced from 6 exons. The coding region runs from base 454 to 2307 and encodes 617 amino acids. Gene Ontology annotation, biological process: heparan sulfate proteoglycan biosynthetic process.
GCCUGCACGGGGAGCGGGAGGGUUCUACUCACACAAGCGCUUCCUCGCGGAGAGGUUGGAGCUGCAGCAGCCGCAGGCCUGGGCCACUGCUUCUCUGUCGUCUCCUCUUCCUCAGGGCUUCCUGGUCCGCUCGCCCUCCGACGCUGCCCAGGUUUCAAGCACUGGAGGUACAAUGAUUCCAGUUCUCAUGUAAUCUACAUGGAGAGAGAGAAAGACAACAAAUAAAUACACAAAUAAAAUAAUUGAGAUGCUGAUGGGGAAGAAAUAAACAGCGUAUUUGGGGCUAAGCUCACACCCCUGAAUGCAAAUAUAACUGAUGUCUAUUGUGGUAACUAGAAACCAAGCAAGGAAUUUGACAAGAAACUGAAGUGUUGGGCAAAAAUUAUUUUGAGUUUGAAAUCAGACAUGUAUUAGAGUUUAGAUUCUUUCAUUUGAUUAAGGUAUGGUCUGAAUAUGCGUUGCUUGGCAGCUCGGGUCAACUAUAAGACUUUGAUUAUCAUCUGCGCACUCUUCACUUUGGUGACGGUACUUUUGUGGAAUAAGUGUUCCAGCGACAAAGCUAUCCAGUUUCCACGGCACUUGAGUAGUGGCUUCAGAGUGGAUGGAUUAGAAAAAAGAGCAGCAGCGUCUGAGAGUAACAACUAUGUGAAUCAUCUGGCCAAACACUCAGAGGAGGCAUUUCCUCUGGAACAGCAGAAAGCACCCCCUGUCGCUGGGGGCUUCAAUAGCAAUGGGGGGAGCAAGGUGUUAGGGCUCAAAUAUGAAGAAAUUGACUGUCUCAUAAAUGAUGACCACACAAUUAAAGGGAGACGAGAGGGGAAUGAAAUCUUUCUUCCAUUCACUUGGAUAGAGAAAUAUUUUGACGUCUAUGGAAAGGUGGUUCAGUAUGAUGGCUAUGAUCGGUUUGAAUUCUCUCAUAGCUAUUCCAAAGUCUAUGCACAGAGAGCUCCUUAUCACCCUGAUGGUGUGUUUAUGUCCUUUGAAGGCUACAAUGUGGAAGUCCGAGACAGAGUCAAGUGCAUAAGUGGGGUUGAAGGUGUACCUUUAUCUACACAAUGGGGACCUCAAGGCUAUUUCUACCCAAUCCAAAUUGCACAGUAUGGAUUGAGUCAUUACAGCAAGAAUCUAACGGAGAAACCUCCUCACAUAGAGGUAUAUGAGGCAGCAGAAGAUAGGGACAAAACUAGCAAGCCCAGUGACUGGACUGUGCCAAAGGGCUGCUUUAUGGCUAGUGUGGCUGAUAAGUCUAGAUUCACCAAUGUUAAACAAUUCAUUGCUCCAGAGACCAGUGAAGGUGUAUCUUUGCAGCUGGGGAACACAAAAGAUUUUAUUAUUUCAUUUGACCUCAAGUUCUUGACAAAUGGGAGUGUGUCCGUGGUACUGGAGACUACAGAAAAGAAUCAGCUCUUCACUAUACAUUAUGUCUCAAAUACCCAGCUAAUUGCUUUUAAAGAAAGAGACAUAUACUAUGGCAUUGGACCCAGAACUUCAUGGAGCACGAUUACCAGGGACCUGGUCACUGACCUCAGGAAAGGAGUGGGUCUCUCCAACACAAAAGCUGUCAAGCCAACCAAAAUAAUGCCCAAGAAGGUGGUACGGUUGAUUGCAAAAGGUAAAGGAUUCCUUGAUAACAUUACCAUCUCGACAACAGCCCACAUGGCUGCAUUCUUCGCUGCCAGUGAUUGGCUGGUAAGGAACCAGGAUGAGAAAGGUGGCUGGCCAAUUAUGGUAACCCGUAAGUUAGGGGAAGGGUUCAAGUCUUUAGAGCCAGGGUGGUACUCUGCCAUGGCCCAAGGGCAAGCCAUUUCUACAUUAGUCAGGGCCUAUCUACUAACAAAAGACCAUAUAUUCCUCAAUUCAGCUUUAAGGGCAACAGCCCCUUACAAGUUUCUAUCAGAGCAGCAUGGAGUUAAAGCGGUGUUUAUGAAUAAACAUGACUGGUAUGAAGAGUAUCCAACCACACCUAGCUCUUUUGUUUUAAAUGGCUUUAUGUAUUCUUUAAUUGGGCUGUACGACUUAAAAGAAACUGCAGGAGAAAAACUCGGGAAAGAAGCAAAGUCCCUGUAUGAGCAUGGCAUGGAAUCCCUGAAAGCCAUGCUCCCCUUGUAUGACACUGGCUCAGGAACCAUCUAUGACCUCCGGCACUUCAUGCUUGGCAUCGCUCCCAAUCUGGCCCGCUGGGACUAUCACACCACUCACAUCAAUCAGCUGCAGCUCCUCAGCACCAUUGAUGAGUCCCCAAUCUUCAAAGAAUUUGUCAAGAGGUGGAAAAGCUACCUUAAAGGCAGCAGGGCAAAGCACAACUAGAGCUCACAACCAAAACCCUAUUUCAGCCUCUGCUGUGCACGAAAACUGCAGGCCCUGUCUCAGCAGAGCAUAGGCACAUGUUCGAAGGCCGAAGGCCGCAGACUAGGUGUUUGUGGAUGGCAUCAAAGUGACAAAUGAUCCUGAAAACCGAUCUUCUGAGAUAACUGCAUUCCACGGGUUGGAUGUCCAAAACUGUGGGGAGCAUUUAGAGCAGGAAAGUGUUAGUCAGUGGGCUGAACGAAGAUGUUUAGCCUUGCCUUGCUUAUCACCCUGUGCAGUGCCGCAGGUAGCCCGGUCCCUCUUGGUUUGGGAAAAUGAAUGGUAAGUAGCUAUAACUGGCCAACUGUCUAUCACUUACCUGAAAACUUAGUAUGGGGUGCUUUUAAAAUGUGAUUAUUUAUGUUUAUGUUGAAAGCAGACUUUACAAAAUAAUGUGCUGUAAUACAGUAAAUACUUACUUGUAGCCUGAAUAGUGGACUGUGUGCAACUUUUUUAAAUGAUUUUUUUUCUAUAGAUUAACCUCUUGGGGGCAAAUGAUCAUUUGUUGCAUUUGUUCAAUUUGUUAUAUAUGGAGACUAUUUUGAAUUUAUGGUUUUCUUGAUGUGUGAAUUAAAAACACAGUCAGUGUUCAGGCUUCACAGUUAUGUAAUGUAAGCACAACUAAAAUGAAACACGUUGACUGCACAAGAAAUUACAAAAAUGUUACCUGUUUUAUGAAACUUGAUCUACAAUCAGUAAAGAUUUGAUAAUCAAUCUGUCCCUCCUCUAUCCCCAUUGU